Dendrobium catenatum is the source of this 2307-nucleotide messenger RNA. RefSeq names its product folylpolyglutamate synthase. Gene Ontology annotation, cellular component: cytosol; cytoplasm; mitochondrion. Gene Ontology annotation, biological process: tetrahydrofolylpolyglutamate biosynthetic process. The transcript has 16 exons. Gene Ontology annotation, molecular function: tetrahydrofolylpolyglutamate synthase activity; ATP binding. Lineage: Eukaryota; Viridiplantae; Streptophyta; Magnoliopsida; Asparagales; Orchidaceae. Bases 42 to 1940 code for a protein of 632 amino acids. The record is from RefSeq and is a predicted model, not a curated record.
UUUUGUGUGUGGCCGGGUAUCCAGGUCACAUUCAAUGGCUCAUGGAAAUCCCACAUCCGCACCUAUCUCCGCACACCCGCCAAAACCAUCUCCUCCGUUCACAUCGCCCUCGAUUUCAUCCGUCCCGUUACGCUGUGCGCAGGACAGUCCCAGACCCGGAAGCAAAGCAGCAGGCGGCGGCGCUACGCGGAGAAUUUCACCGGCGAAGGAUCCAAGAAAGAACCAAUAUAGUUUUGCAAUAUCUGGAAAUGGGAACUAAUGGACUUCUUCACAGUCAGCAACAAGAUUUAGUUCUUUCCUCUGCAUAUGAAGCAGCUAUGGAAGCCCUUUCCUCUCUAAUCACUCAACGUAAACGUGGAAAUGGAUCAAAGAGGACUGAAAAAUUUGAUCAGAUGUUUAGGUAUCUUCAGGCUUUAGGUUUGGAGCAACGUUUGGCUGGUCUUAAGAUUAUCCACAUUGCUGGAACAAAGGGAAAGGGUUCAACGUGCACUUUUUCUGAGGCUAUUUUACGGGAAUGUGGUCUUCAGACUGGUCUUUUCACUUCUCCACACCUGAUGGAUGUAAGAGAAAGAUACCGAAUUAAUGGGUCUGAUAUAUCAAGAGAAAAAUUUCUACUGCAUUUCUGGGAAUGCUGGCACCAAUUAAAGGCAAAAUGUGUAAAGGAUCUACCAAUGCCUACACUGUUUCAGUUCCUUACUCUCCUGGCAUUUAAGAUAUUCUUAUCUGAAAAGGUUGAUGUUGCUAUUCUUGAAGUUGGGCUAGGUGGGAGGUUUGACUCGACUAAUGUGGUUAAAGAGCCUGUUGUUACUGGCAUCACCUCACUGGGGAUGGAUCAUAUGGAGAUCUUAGGAGAUACUAUUGAAAAAAUUGCUUUCGAAAAGGCUGGGAUUUUUAAGCCCCACGUUCCUGCAUUCACAGUGCCCCAAAAAUCCGAGGCAAUGUCAGUUCUUCAUGACAGAGCCUCCAAAUUAAUGAUUCCAUUAGACGUGGCACCACCUCUAAGCUCAAAAACAUUAAAUGGACUACAUCUUGGAUUGGCUGGAGAUCACCAGUUCACCAAUGCUGGUCUUGCAGUUGCUCUUUGUAGGUGUUGGUUAAAAAGAACAGGGCAUCUUAGUUCCUUUCUAAAUGAAAACUGGGAUGGGGGUUUGCCAGAACCAUUUCUAAGAGGCCUUUCUGCUGCCCGUCUUUCUGGAAGAGCUCAAAUAUUCCAUGAUGAACUAGAUUCUGAGGAGCCUGAAAUUAAAAGUAGUUCUGGUGAUUUGAUUUUUUACUUGGAUGGUGCCCAUAGUCCAGAAAGCAUGGAAGCUUGUGCAAAAUGGUUUUCUAAUGUUGCAAGUGAUGUUCGACAUUCUUCUCAUGAAAACGGUCAUAUUGAGAGAAAAAACUUCCAAAAGAACUUGACAAAUGAGAACUGUUACAAUGUAGCAGACAAAGUUUCAAAGAAGAUUCUUUUGUUCAACUGCAUGGAAGUAAGAGAUCCCCAUCUGCUAUUUCCUCAGCUGAUUAAUACUUGCGCUUCAAAAGGUGUCCAUUUUUCAAAAGCUCUUUUUGUCCCUAGCAUGUCAACAUAUCACAAGGUUGAUUCUGGGGCAUCAACAAUUUCAUCUGAUAUUUCUCAGGAUGUGUCUUGGCAAUACAACCUUCAAAGAAUCUGGGAGAAAUUAAUCUAUGGAAAAAGAGAUGCUACUGUUGAUAGCUGCUUAAAUUCUGAGAAAUCGACAAGCUUGUCAUCUUUGGGAUUGCUUUCUGGAGAUCCUUCUCAAAAAUCUGAUCCAGCAAAUCAAAAGGUCACUAACAGCGCAGUCAUUCCAUCGUUGCCGUUGACAUUAAAAUUUUUGAGGGAUUGUGUGAGAGAAAACCCUACUCUUCAGCUUCAGGUUCUGGUGACUGGAUCCUUGCAUCUAGUGGGUGAUGUAUUGAGGCUUCUGAAGAGAUGAUUGGAAUGAUCAUCCUAAAGCUAUCCCUUCUGAACAUUUAUGUAAGUUGGCACCUUCCAAAUUUCUCAGUAUCACAGCAUGAGUAAUUCUGCACCUGUUCAUGGAUGGCAGAUUGGUAAUUAAUUGCUUGUUCCAAUAAAUUAAAUGAUUAUUCUUCUUAUUUUUCUGUAAUGUAUGACUCAAUUUCUUAGAGGGAUCAGAUGAUGCCCACACUACUCAGUAUGAUUUCUUUUACUCUGUGAGGAUGUAGUAACAUUCAUUUGAAAGGAUUUAAAUUUCUCUAUGAUUGAUUAACAAUUUGUAUACAUUCUAUUAUGCUUAUUGUUCUAAAUGUAUAUCAUAAAUCAAAUAUUAUGAAGUUGGGCAA